UCCGUUGUUUGCGUCGCCUCGUGUGCGCUCGGUGCCGGACGAGCCAGGUCGGGACGGCAGCGCCCCGCAUUAGGAGCAACGCGAAACCCUGUUGAAAGUUUUAGAUGGUCACUAGUGGUCAUCGUAGACUAUUGGCUACACCAAGUCGUGGUGGGAUUUUUCGCGGGAUGAGAGCCAUCACCGACGGCGCGCACUGGGCAGAUCCAGGGCGCCGGUAACAGCGCGCACCCACUGGGAGCAGCGGCGGGGGGGCAGACGGACCAGCUGACGGCCGGGUCGGUCCCCUCCUGCGGACAAAGCGAGUGACCCGACCGAUGAUUAACUCGGCAGGACGUUUCCCCCGAGAGCCAAGAUGAUCGCGGAGUUUUUCCCCCUGAAGAAGCUGCGGCGCAACAGCAAAUACCUCCUGUUCGGGGCGAUCCUGCUGAUCGGAGUCGUGGCCGUCUACCAUGAGAUGGUUGCAGCAAAAGCAUGGAGCGUUGGUACCAGUAUGAAUCCCGAUGCUGAUGGCAGCAGCUGGAGGAGAGCCAUGUUUAACGAAGGGGUCAGAAGGGACCGUCGCCCAGACUCUGAGGAGGAUUCAGCUGCUUGGAGAUCCAGCCACACUCCACAAACCUGGAAACCAGAGUACAAGGGACAGGCCAAUCUGCACGUCUUUGAGGACUGGUGUGGCAGUUCUGUAGCUGACCUCUACAAGAACAUGCACUACCCGCUGUAUCCUCAUUCCAGGACUACAGUGCAGAAGCUGGCCGUCUCUCCUCAGUGGACCAACUACGGGCUCAGGAUAUUUGGUUAUCUGCAUCCAUACACUGAUGGAGACUUUGUGUUUGCUUUGAGCUCUGACGACAACUCUGAACUUUGGCUCAGCGCAGAUGACUCUCCCCUCAACGUGCACUUGUUGGCGUGGGUUGGAAAGACUGGCUUGGAGUGGACAGCCCCCGGUGAGUUUGAGAAGUAUGCCAGUCAGACCUCCAGACCGGUUUGGCUGUCUGCUCAGAGGAGGUACUUUUUUGAAGUUAUCCACAAGCAAAACGACAGAGGGACCGAUCAUGUGGAGGUGGCAUGGCAGCUCCUGGACCAAGGCUUUAGGUUCAUGGUUAUUGAAUCCAAGCACAUCUCCCUCUAUGUUAAUGAGUCUGCCUUGCUACUGAGUGAUGUUGCCCACAUACCACAGACGGCUGCAAGCCACCAACGCACCCCCACAAAACAGCAUGGUGCCACAGCAGACAUGCUGAGGGAAGAUCCGCGAGAUGCUCUCUACCAAGUGCCUUUGAUAAACAGCAGGUUCCUGCAAGGUGUUCUGCCUGAUUGCUCAUACAAGCCCAGCUACUUAAUCAAAGACUUUCCUCUGCUCCGCUACCAAGGACUGCAGUUUGUUCACAUGUCCUACAUCUACCCCAAUGACUACACCCGACUCACACACAUGGAGACCGAGAGCAGCUGCUUCUACCACGAGAGCCCCUACUACAUGAAGAUGUUUGGGUUCUCUAGAUACAUGAGGCUGGACCGUCCUGAUGUGCAGGGAAAAGCUAAAGCAGGCAGAGAUUCUGGCUUCCAGAGGAGGAACCCAGUGGUCGGUGAGGAGGACGAGUUUGACAAUGAAGCCUAUCAAAGAGAAAGGGGAGCCAGGCUGGACCAGAAAAAUAAUGCAAUUUUUCCAGACUAUGGUGAUGAUUUUGAUGAUUACACUCAGAAACGCAAGCGCAAACUCUUCUCCUUAGUCACGCAAGAAGCUAACAACAUGCUGAAGAACACCUCUGACACGGGACUGCACAUAGAUGAGUUGGAGAAAAAGCAAGGGAAAGACGGUGUCCCGCAGCCUCAGCCGGAGUCAAAGAGACCAGUUGAGUCUCUGCCGUCAGUUCCAACGCAAGCUUCAAAACAUCACCUGCGCCUGAAACAGAACCGGACAGUGUCCAGCCUCGAUGGCCGGGUUAAAAGUGUAGAGCAGAUAAAACCAAAAGGAAAAUUAAAACAAGCAAAGAGACAAAAGCUCAGGCCAGUAGAGACAGCUGUGAGACCAGGACAGAGAAAUCCAGCAAUGCCAGUGGACAGAGAGCAGCUUAAAGCAAAGGAACGACCAGAGCAGCUCAGGUCCAAACAGCAUCAGAUCCAGAGGUCUCGGAAAAUAAACCAAACCCAAAUCCAGACACUCAAAGACUCAAAGCUUCAACCCUUAGAGAGAGUUCCUCUGCACGAAAAACCUACAGUGGCCAAGCAGUGGAGGGUUGAAACCAAAAACAAGCGUCUGACCACUCCCAGGAGAGACCGCCCUUUUUUAAGGCUAAAUCCGAGGGACACAGAUACCAGAAAACACCUCAGGGAUAAGGAGAUAGAGAUGAAUAUGCCUCUACAGCUGGAUCUAGAAAAUAAAAUCCAAAAAGCGAAGAUGAUCGCCAGAGGUAAAAUGGACAAAAAGCAGUCAGAUACAGCCAGAGAGGAGCACCAAGCAGGGGAGGAAGACAUGCUGAACAGGAGAAAAACGAGGGCGGGGGAGAGAGACUCUCUUUGGGGACCAGGAGAAGACUUGGAAGGUAUGGAUGACGAAGACCUUACCCCUGCGCCGGUGUUUGACCCUGAGGUCAACUGGAGCCAGACCUUCCAGGUCAGCCACCUGGACAUCCAGGCACAGCGACUAGAUUGGAUCGACCUGCACUGCAACAUCUCAGGCAACCUGCUGCUCCACUCCAGUGACACUGUGCCCGUGGUCAAGGCUUUCAUGGACCAACUCAACGAAAAGCACCACGGGCGGUUCACGUUGGUGCGUGUGGUUAAUGUGGUGAAGCGCGUGGACGGCAUCCAGGGCAGCCGCUACCUCCUGGAGCUGGAGCUGAAAGAUGUGAAUGGCCAGCUGCUGCGCCUUUCGCACUACAUCUACACUCUGAUUCGCCAGAGUAGGCAACGCCGCAAGGACUUAGGACAACGGCAGAAACCUCAGCUGGUGCUGUGUAAUCCGGUGGGCUUCCGCUGGAAUCCGGUCGCCACCGUCCACUUCAUAGUACCGGUGAAGAACCAGGCUCGGUGGGUGCUGCAGCUGAUCGCUGACAUGGAGCAACUGUUCAGAGACACUCGAGACACCAACUUCAACCUCAUCAUCACUGACUACAACAGCACCGACAUGGACGUGAGGAAGGCCCUACAGAAAUCCUCGCUCCCCAGGUACGAGUACAUAAAGCUGAGCGGGAACUUUGAGCGCUCUGCUGGUCUGCAAGCUGGUGUCGACCUCAUAAAUGAUGACCACAGCAUCGUGUUUCUUUGUGACCUCCACAUCCACUUCCCUCCCUCCAUCAUCGACACCAUCAGGAAGCACUGUGUGGAGGGAUACAUGGCCUUCGCUCCGAUAGUGCUGAGACUGGACUGCGGGGCCACGCCAAUAGAGGCCAGAGGUUACUGGGAGGUCAAUGGCUUCGGCCUGCUGGGAAUCUAUAAGUCAGACCUGGACGCAGUGGGAGGAAUGAACACCAGGGAAUUCACGGAUCGCUGGGGAGGAGAAGACUGGGAGCUCCUCGACAGGAUCCUCCAGGCGGGACUGGAGGUGGAGAGGAUCUUCUUAAGGAACUUCUUCCACCACUAUCACUCCAAACGUGGCAUGUGGAACCGUCGGAAGUCGCCCAGCCACAGGUGACCUUGCUUCCUGCCGCUGUGCCGUGACCACGGUCGCCACGGUUACAACCACGGCAACCAGAGCACUUUAAGGCCGGAGUGUGACUCCUGCCGCAUAUCGGUAACACCUGCUGACCGACAGGGAGGGUGACAUAGGAUGCUGACGUAGGAUCGGAUACUGUCCUCUGUGGAACGGCAACUCACGAGUGGCAGCAGCGACGGUCGUUGCUAAGGAGAUACUACUGAUAAGCUCAGAGUUUUAUUUCACUGGAUGUACGCUUGACUACUAAAAGGGUACUGGCCAAUGGGUGCCACUGAUAUUACAUAUGAAGAUACUGAUGUGCAUCGUGAUAAGCUGGCUGGCUGCACAAAACCAACUUGAUUUAAAUGACAGCUCACACUCCAAGGAUGUAUACUGCACACACAAAUGUCCUGUACAUCAUAAAGACCACAAGCCUUGCACAUGAGUCUUAACUGAAGAAAAAAAACUGUUUUGAUUGUUUGUGACAAAAUGAAAUAUAUAUAUUUGACUGUAGACUGUGCAUAUGGUCAGCACAGCCUUACUUGUCCUGUUGUAAGUUAUGGAAAACUUUAUAUUUAUUAUAUGAGUGUUUGUAGGAUUUAUUUUUACUUUUUUUGAUUCGAGUUUAAUGUUAUGUCCAGAAACAGUCGACAACAUUUCCGUGUACCUCAGUUUAGCGCCCUUCCCUGUGUGUUCUCAUUCAUAUUAAUUGUGCCUUCCGUUGUGACUGUUAUUCAGGUACUGGGUCCACAGGGGGCUGUUUUGACAGACAGGUCAGGAAAGGCCUUAAACUGGAAGAUGUCCUUUAAGAGAUUUUCAUCGUUGUGGCAUUUAGUUCUAUCAGAGAUUGAAAAACUGCAUUGCUCAGUGCAUCAUAGACAAACAGUAAUCAAAUAUCAGCAGACUGAAACAAUGCAUUAUUGUGACAGUUUUGAAUAUGUGCACUGCCACUUACCAAAGAUAAAAAAUUGAAAGCUGAGUAGCUGUUUUCCAAACAGCAGGCUUUUGAAAAUGUCUGUGUAAAUAUAGCAUUAAGGGCAGUUUUAGUCAAUAACUACUUUUAAAAUAUAAUUUAUGUCCAUGCUGCCAUCUCAUGAGAUUUUUACUGAUCUACCUGCUGAAAUUGAUGAGAGGAAUAAUUGUUUUGAUGAUUCUUCUGAUUAUGAAUUGUUCUUUAUUUGUUGCCUCAGUCUAUAAAGCUUCCUAUUUUGGGAAAUAUUGUUUUCUUUGUCAGCACAGUAAAUAGAGACAGGAAAUGUAGUGGUUGAAAACUGAUCUUGUGUAUUUAUCAUAGUGUUUUCUUGUUAUUUAAGAUGAGACUAAUGGCAGCAUUUUCUGAUUGCUCACAUUCCGGUUUAACAAACUCGUCGUGCCUUUCUUAGUCUUUUGAGUUUGUUACACGUUGAACCAUUACACUCGUCACAUAAAAACACAACACACUCAGGCUUGGUUGGUGGUUUUGGUUUCUAAUGCUGCCAAGUACUGUGUGGUAUCUGUUUUCCCUUGUCAUCCUUUACUUCUACUCAUCUCUCACUUUGUUGUUUUUAGAUAUACCUCAUCCCUCUCUUUGUGCCGAGAGUUAACCUCUGCCUUAUUUGUAUGGUUCUGGAGUCUUUUCUCUCAGGGACAGGUUUUUUUUCACUUUACACUGCCUUGACAAAUCUGAGGAAUAAAUUUCUUUUGUCUUGA
Molecule: messenger RNA, 5314 nt
Organism: Chelmon rostratus (copperband butterflyfish)
Lineage: Eukaryota; Metazoa; Chordata; Actinopteri; Chaetodontiformes; Chaetodontidae
Gene: b4galnt3b
Product: beta-1,4-N-acetyl-galactosaminyl transferase 3b
Exons: 20
Coding region: 353-3625 (1090 amino acids)
Cellular component (GO): Golgi cisterna membrane
Molecular function (GO): acetylgalactosaminyltransferase activity
Source: RefSeq, a predicted model, not a curated record